AACCUUGACACGGAGAAUCCUGGGAUAGGAUAUGCUUAUUUUGGCCAUUUGAGAGUUCGUCCAGAGAACGCUGAAAAUUAUGUCGAAACGCAGAAAAAGUGCGCCACUGAUCGACUCAGACAGUGAUGAAAGUGAUAGUGGAGCCGACUUAGACGAAGGCUUUCGUGCUCUGGCGAAGCGAAGGCGAACAAGUUCAGCGUCCGACUCAAAGUCAGAAUCUCAACAGGAAACUCAGAACCGAACGUCAGUUCCUAGUGACUCCGAUUCGGAAACUUCCAACAGCGAUGACGAUUGGACAGCAAAUGGCAAAAAAGGAGCAUCAAAAAAGAAGACAACACCAAAGAAGGGCAACAAACGAGGAUCUGGUGUUGCUUCAUCUGACAGUGAAAAAGCAGAAGAAAACAGUGCUUCAGAGCCUGAAGAAGGUGAGGUGUCCGAUUCAGGUAGUGGUGAGUCGGAUGAUGAAAAAUUUUAUGAUGGCUAUGAUGAAAACUUGAUUGGGGAUGAAGAAGACAAACAACGUCUUGAACAAAUGACAGAGAAGGAGCGAGAGCAAGAACUGUUCAAUCGUAUGGAACGCCGUUCAGUUCUGAAGACCAGAUUUGAAAUUGAAAAAAAAUUGAAAAAAGCGAAACGAGAACAACGAAAAGCAAAACCUCCUACUGCCUCAGAGUCCCUUUCUACUCCCACCAUCAGUGAACGCAGUAAAGAAAGAAGAAAGAACAUUGAAGACCGCAAAGACUUAAAAAAGACAUCAGCCUUCCAGGAUCUGAAAGCAAAACGAGAGGAAAAGAUUAAAAAAGAAGAGAUCAAACAACAGCAGCAACAGCAGCAACAAAAGAAGCUUAAGGCCAGUGACAUUUACAGUGAUGAUGAUGAGGAUGAAGAAGGUGACAAUGACAGCGAAGAAGAGCGAAAGAGUGUUAAGGAGGAGUCUAAAAAAUCUGAGGAGAAGGAAGAUGAGUCAGAUGCUGAAUCAGAAGCGAGCAGACGAUCGUCCUCAGGUUCUGAUGACGAGGAUGAGGACAGAAAAAAGCGGGUACAGAGUGUCACAACCAAAGAAGAGCUCUCCAAAAUUCGUCUUUCUAGGCAUAAACUGGAAAGAUGGUGCCACAUGCCAUUCUUCAGGAAAGUUGUAGUAGGCUGCUAUGUGCGAAUUGGUAUUGGCAACCAUGAAGGCAGAGCUGUGUACAGGGUUGCUGAAAUUAUUGGCGUUGUUGAGACAGCUAAAGUUUACCAGCUGGGUACAACAAGAACAAAUAAAGGACUUCGCCUCAGGCAUGGGGCUGCAGAGAGGGUCUACAGGCUAGAGUUUGUCUCCAAUCAGGACUUCACAGACACAGAGUUCCACAAAUGGAAGGAAACUAUGAUGCUUGGUGGUCUGGAACUUCCCACAAUGGAAGAAGUGGAGAGGAAACUUGACGACAUCAAAUAUGCUUACGGCUACAAGUUCAAUGAAUUAGAUAUAGAGCAGAUUGUUGCAGAGAAACGAAAAUUUAAGAAAAAUCCCCACAAUUAUGCCAUGAAAAAGACAGAACUUCUCAAGUCAAAGGAAGAAGCAGAGACAUCUGGUGACCAGACUCGUCUUGCUAAAGUGAAUCAUGAGCUAGAAGAACUUGAAGAGAGGGCAACAGAGCUGGACCGCCGGCGCACUAGCAACAUCAACUCCAUCAGCUAUAUCAACCAGAGAAAUCGAAUAAGGAAUUUGAUCGAUGCAGAAAAUGCCCUAAGGGCAGAAGUUGCAGAUAUGAAGGCUGCAGUGGCCGAUCCUUUUACACGUCGUCACUGUAGGCCAACUCUGGUCACCAGGAGUCGUGAAUCAGAAGAAUUCAAAAUCCAAAAGCAGGUACCACAGGGCUCUCAUUCAGAAGUUUUUGGAUCUGAAGCAUCUGGCCUAACACCUCAAACCCUCUCCAGUUCUGACAGAAAGGCAGCAGACAAGGCAGAUACAGGAGGUGAAACUCGAGGUUCGGAGGACCUGUUUGCAGUCCAUGAUUUUGACAUAAAGAUUGAUCUGGAUGUUCCCGCAACACCCAAUAUCGUGGUCCCCAAUUCCUCAUCCGGAGGUCCACGAGAUGGUACUCCACGUCGUUCUCUCAAUUUGGAGGACUACAAAAAACGACGAGGACUGAUAUAGGACUAGCAGACUCCCUUCCAUCAUCAUCAUCUUUGUGUGUACUCCCUUUGUGUUGUCCAAUCUCAUGUCAUUUUUGUAAGUCAGUGCCAGAAUUUUUAGAGAUACAAACAAAAAAAAUCAGUUAUUGUGUAAAUAUUAAAAUAAACUAUUGAAGUUGUGAAA
Molecule: messenger RNA, 2299 nt
Organism: Pomacea canaliculata
Lineage: Eukaryota; Metazoa; Mollusca; Gastropoda; Architaenioglossa; Ampullariidae
Product: RNA polymerase-associated protein RTF1 homolog
Exons: 17
Coding region: 80-2137 (685 amino acids)
Cellular component (GO): Cdc73/Paf1 complex
Molecular function (GO): DNA binding; RNA polymerase II C-terminal domain phosphoserine binding
Source: RefSeq, a predicted model, not a curated record